Molecule: messenger RNA, 1658 nt
Organism: Canis lupus familiaris (dog)
Lineage: Eukaryota; Metazoa; Chordata; Mammalia; Carnivora; Canidae
Gene: HSD3B2
Product: hydroxy-delta-5-steroid dehydrogenase, 3 beta- and steroid delta-isomerase 2
Biological process (GO): steroid biosynthetic process
Molecular function (GO): 3-beta-hydroxy-Delta5-steroid dehydrogenase (NAD+) activity
Source: RefSeq, marked provisional
AAGGAGACCAGAACCUCAGCUCUUUCAGCUAGCUUCUGACAAUCUAACAGGGUCACCCUGUAAUCUAAUUUGCUCUCCAGUUUUUCUGGUUCCUGGAGAGUACUUCUUGGGACCCAGAUUUGACCAUGGCUGGAUGGAGCUGCCUUGUGACAGGUGCAGGAGGGUUUCUGGGUCAGCGGAUUGUUCACUUGUUGGCAGAGGAGAAGGAGCUGCAGGAGAUCCGGGCACUGGACAAAGCUUUCAGACCAGAACUGCUGGAGGAAUUUUCUAAGCUCCAGAGCAAGACCAAGCUGACCAUGGUGGAAGGAGACAUUCUGGAUGAGCAGUGCCUGAAGAGAGCCUGCCAGGGCACCUCAGUUGUCAUUCACACCGCCUCUGUCAUUGACGUCAUGAAUGUCAUUCACCGAGAGACCAUCAUGAAUGUCAAUCUGAAGGGUACUCAGCUCCUGUUGGAAGCCUGUGCCCAGGCUAGUGUGCCGAUCUUCAUCUAUACCAGCACCAUAGAGGUGGCUGGGCCCAACUCCUACAGGGACAUCAUCCAGAAUGCCCACGAAGAAGAGCAUCUUGAAUCAACAUGGUCUGCUCCCUACCCAUACAGCAAAAAGCUUGCAGAGAAGGCUGUGCUAGCUGCUAAUGGGUGGGCUCUUAAAAAUGGUGGCACUUUGCAUACUUGUGCUUUAAGGCCCAUGUAUAUCUAUGGGGAAGGAAGCAUAUUCCUUUAUAACUAUAUAUACAAAGCUCUGAGGAACAAUGGCAUCCUGACACAUCACAGCAAGUUCUCCAUAGUCAACCCCGUCUAUGUUGGCAAUGUGGCCUGGGCUCACAUUCUGGCCUUGAGGGCCCUACAGGACCCCAAGAAGGCCCCAAGUGUCCAAGGACAGUUCUAUUACAUUUCAGAUGACACUCCUCAUCAAAGCUAUGAUGACCUCAAUUACAAUUUGAGCAAGGAAUGGGGCUUCUCCCUUGAUUCCAGAAUGAGCCUUCCCAUAUCUCUGGAAUACUGGCUUGCCUUCCUGCUGGAAAUAGUGAGCUUCCUGCUCAGUCCGAUUUAUAAAUAUCAACCCCCUUUCAACCGCCACAUGGUGACUUUGUCAAAUAGCAUAUUUACCUUCUCUUAUAAGAAAGCUCAGCGAGAUCUGGGGUAUAAGCCACUCUUCAGCUGGGAGGAAGCCAAGCAGAAGACCACGGAGUGGAUUGGUUCGCUGGUGAAACAGCACAAGGAGACCCUAAAAACAAAGACUCACUGAUCUGAGGAUGGCAAGGAUGUAGACCUAGAUGUUGUUGGCAGAAGUCUAUCAAGCUCAUCCCCUCUGGUUUCAUACAGAAAGAAACAAGGGCACAAGCCCAGGUCCUACUGUGUUCCUUUUCCAAGAUGUCCACCUUCCUAUUUUUCUCCUACUACCAGGAACAUUCUCAGCCCCUGGCCCACCUGGAAGUUUUCUGUCUUCCCCACACUCCAUAGGACAUACAAGGAGAUUUGCUGUAGCUGCUGGUACGAAAGCUGCAGCUGCUGGUCCUGAGCUAUUCGGGCCUCUUUCUUGUAGAGUUUUGCCUAUGAGCUCCAUUUCCUUUGUCAUGUGCAAAGCAUUUCUUAUCUUUUACAAAUUCUUAUUCCCGCAUACAGCUCAAGGAAAAGAGUAAUAAAUGUUUUAAUGCCU